Molecule: messenger RNA, 2055 nt
Organism: Symbiodinium sp. CCMP2592
Lineage: Eukaryota; Dinophyceae; Suessiales; Symbiodiniaceae
Source: the annotation of a GenBank genome assembly
AUGGCUGGCGAUCCCUACCCUACACCACCGCCCGCCGCGCGUUUCGUGGGUAUUGAUCUGGGAGUAAGCUGCGUUGUGGCAUCCUCGAGCGUGGAGGAGCGCAACGCCAUUACCAUAUGCACGAAUGAUGUAUCUGGACGAUCGACACCUGCUGCGGUGUCUUACGACGGCAAGCUUCGACAUGUGGGUGUAAAUGCCGAAGGCCGCUUGAUGAGCGCUCCGAAGCAGACGCUGUCACACCUACCGCUGGCGCUGGCGGCCUCGGAUGCGGCACGGAAGCGAGCGGAGAAGUACCAGUGGCUCUUCCCGAUCCAGGAGGACGGGAAAUUGGGGCCCGUUGCCUUUGAUGACAAGGACUUCCCAGUCUCAACUUGCGGACCUCUAAGUGUGCUUCUGCGCACUCUCAACAGUUAUGCUGUCGCCCCUGGAGCCAGUUUGCAGCAGCUUUGCAUUGCCGUCCCAGAUUUCCUCUCCGAGCAAGAGCUAGCAGUGGUGCAGGAUGCUGUGAACCUUGCAGACGUGGCAGCUUCGGCGCAUCUGCUUCGCCACUCCGAUGCUGUGGCCGUGGCCUUUGCUCAUAGCCAAGGUUCCUCCCUGCUUCCCGAGGGUACCGAGGAGCGGGUUGUCGGAUUCGUGGACAUCGGCUCUUCGCAUGGCACUGUGUCGGUGGUCCGCUUUGCACGAAAAGAGGGCGCCCCCGAUGAGGCUUCGUCACCCCUCGCUGCUGGCAUCUCCUGUGAGUUCUUGUAUCGCUGCAGCGAGGAGGAGCUGGGUGUGCAGAGUUUGAUGUCGGCCCUUCUCAAGGAGGCCAUCGCGAGAAUAGAGAAGAAGCACAACUGCAAGGUCAAGCUUGGCACGAAGGCGGGCGUUCGCCUUGCCAACGAGGCCAUCCAUGCCCUGAAGCAACUUAGCAUGCUCCCGGAUGCAGAAAUGGGACUUGAGGCAUUCAUGCCGGAGGGUCCAGAUGGACCCGAAAUCGACAUCUCGGUUCCUUUGACCCGAGCUGCCUUCGAGGCUGCAGCAGCGUCAGUUCUCACUCGGCUGAAGGAGGUCUUGGCCGCAGCAGCAGCCACAAGCUCGCUUGAGGCCGUUGAACUCGUCGGCGGCGGCGGUCGCAUCCCAGCAGUGCAGAAGCUGGUGAAAGAUGCCGUCGGUGAGUCGGUUCCGUUGCGUUUCGGGCUUGAUGGGGCCAGCUGUGUGGCCACGGGCGCAGCGGCUUGGGCAGCUGGCAGGCGGCCAGUGUCAGCGAUGGACGCGCCGAUGGGCGUAGGUGGUCUAGAUGCCGAUGAGCUCGCUCGGGUCCGUGCGCACGAAGCUGAGAUAGAGGCAGUCAACAGCGAGGAGGUGCGACGCCUCGAAAAGAGGAAUACACUGGAAUCCUACGUGUACCAGGUCCGAGAUUGGAUGAACGGAAAGGACGGUUCUCUGCUGAACCCAAGCGAGCUGAACCCGUUCCUGGACAAAGUGGUUCUCUGGUUUGAGGAUGCAGACAUGGCUGAAGAGCCUACCUCCUACCAGACUUACGCGGACAAAUUGCAGGAGGUGGAGACCUUCGUGAAGCAAUCGGGGGCAGCAUACUUUGAGAAGAAGGCGAAGGAGUUCGAGGACCAGGAGAAGGCGAUCGAGGAGGCAGCUGCCGCCGAACGAGAGCGGCGAAAAGAGCUGGGCAUGGAUUUUGACAAGGAUGAAAGGACCAUGAAGAAAGAGGAUCGAAUAAGACUAGCCCAGAAGAACAAGGACGAGGGCAAUGACAUGUUCAAAGCUCAGAAGUUUGACGAUGCCGUCAGAAGAUACAAGAAAGCCAUCGACCACGUCAGUCGACCCGAGGUGGUCAGCAAUUUGACACCUGAUGAGGCGGAGGAAGCCAAGAAGGUGAAGGUGUCUUGCCAUCUCAAUAGCGCGCAGUGUUACAUCAAAGCCGGCGAGGCUGCCGCCCAAUCCGGGGGGAAGAAUGCUGCCGAGCCCUUUUACAAGAAGGCCAUGCGCUCCUUCUGUAGAUGUGUUGAUGUUUCGGCCUCCUUCUGUAGUUUUGGGUUUUGGGGUUGGCACCGAUAG